GGGCACCUCGGCCAGCAGCGUGGUGCCCUCGGUUCCCCAGCAUGGCCCCCUCGGCCUGGGCCAUCUGCUGCCUCCUGGGGGGCCUCCUGCUUCACGGGGGCAGCCCCACCCCUGGCCCCAGCGUGCCCCGCCUGCGGCUCUCCUACCGAGAUCUCCUGUCUGCCAACCGUUCAGCUGUCUUUCUGGGUCCCCGGGGCUCCCUGGACCUUCGGGCCAUGUACCUGGAUGAGUACCGGGACCGCCUUUUUCUGGGGGGCCGUGAUGCCAUCUACUCUCUGCGGCUAGACCAGUCGUGGCCGGAUCCCCGGGAGGUCCAGUGGCCACCGCAGCCAGGACAGAAGGAGGAGUGUGUUCGCAAGGGAAGAGAUCCUUUGGUGGAGUGUGCCAACUUCAUACGGGUGCUGCGGCCCCACAACCGGACCCACCUGCUGGCGUGCGGCACUGGGGCCUUUCAGCCCACCUGUGCCCUCAUCACGGUCGGGCACCGUGGGGAGCAUGUGCUCCACCUUGAGCCCAGCAGUGUGGAAAGUGGGCGGGGGCGGUGCCCGCAUGAGCCCAGCAGUCCCUUCGCCAGCACCUCUGUAGGUGGGGAGCUGUACACGGGCCUCACGGCUGACUUCCUGGGGCGCGAGGCCAUGAUCUUCCGGAGUGGGGGUCCCCGGCCAGCUUUGCGUUCUGACUCUGACCAGAACCUCCUACACGACCCGCGGUUUGUGACGGCCGCCCGCAUCGCUGACAACUCUGACCAGGAUGACGACAAGGUGUACUUCUUCUUCUCGGAAACUGUGCCCUCACCCGAUGGUGGCCCAGGCCGUGUCACCGUCAGCCGCGUCGGCCGUGUCUGCGUGAAUGACCUUGGUGGCCAGCGCGUGCUGGUGAGCAAAUGGAGCACUUUCCUCAAGGCCAGGCUGGUGUGCUUGGUGCCUGGCCCUGGUGGUGCCGAGACCCACUUUGACCAGCUGGAGGACGUGUUCCUGCUGUGGCCCAGCUCAGGGAAGACCCUUGAGGUGUAUGCUCUGUUUAGCACGGUCAGUGCCGUGUUCCAGGGAUUUGCCGUCUGCGUGUACCACAUGGAGGAUAUCUGGGAGGUCUUCAAGGGGCCCUUUGCCCACCAAGAUGGUCCCCAGCACCAGUGGGGACCCUAUGGGGGCAAGGUGCCCUUCCCUCGGCCUGGAGUGUGCCCCAGCAAGAUGACAGCACAGCCAGGACGACCCUUUGGCAGCACCAAGAACUAUCCAGAUGAGGUGCUGCAAUUUGCCCGAGCCCACCCACUUAUGUUCUGGCCCGUGCGGCCACGGCGGGGCCGCCCCGUGCUUGUCAAAACGCAUCUGGCCCAGCAGUUGCACCAGAUCGUGGUGGACCGUGUGGAGGCGGAGGACGGGACCUACGACGUCAUCUUCCUGGGGACUGACUCGGGCUCCGUGCUCAAGGUCAUUGCUCUCCAGGGUGGGGGCUCCACUGAGUCUGAGGAGGUGGUGUUGGAGGAGCUCCAGGUGUUUAAGGUGCCAACACCCAUCACCGAGAUGGAGAUCUCUGUCAAAAGGCAAACGCUGUACGUGGGCUCGAGGCUAGGCGUGGCCCGGCUGCGGCUGCACCAAUGUGAAACUUACGGCAGUGCCUGUGCUGAGUGCUGCCUGGCCCGAGACCCAUACUGUGCCUGGGACGGUGCCUCCUGCACCCGCUACAGGCCCGGCCCUAGCAAGCGCCGGUUCCGCAGGCAGGACAUCCGGCACGGCAAUCCUGCCCUGCAGUGUCUGGCUGAGAGCCAGGAAGAGGAGGCUGCAGGCUCCGCAGCAGCCAUCACGGUCUACGGCACGGAGCACAACAGCACCUUCCUGGAGUGCCUGCCCAAGUCUUCCCAGGCGGCCGUGCACUGGUUCGUGCAGAGGCCAGGGGGCCAGGGGCCUGACCAGGUCAAGACAGAUGAGCGAGUCCUGCAGACAAAGCAGGGGCUGCUAUUCCGCAGACUCAGCCACCUGGACGCCGGCAUCUACACCUGCAAGACACUGGAGCAUGGCUUCUCCCAGACCGUGGUCCGCCUGGCUCUGGAGGUGAUCGCGGCCUCACAGCUCCACAGCCUGUUUCCCCGGGAGCCGAGGCCCGAGGAGCCCCCAGCGCGGGGAGGCCUGGCCUCUGCCCCCUCCAAGGCCUGGUAUAAGGACAUCCUGCAGCUCAUCGGCUUCGCCAACCUGCCGCGGGUGGACGAGUACUGCGAGCGUGUGUGGUGCUCCUCCAGGAGCCGGGGCAAACAGGCCAAGGGCAAGAGCUGGCCAGGGCCGGAGCUGGGCAAGAAGGUGAAGAGCCGGGUGCAGGCCGAGCGUAAUCGGACGCCCCGGGAGGUGGAGGCCGCAUAGAAGAGCAUAGAGCAGAGGGUGGUCGGGAGGGACCGGGUGGCCCAGCAGCCCCCAGAGUCUCCCACCCACCCAGCGAGGGCCGAGGGGGGCCCGCAUGCCCAACUGCCUCUUAGAGAUAGAGGAGUCUCUGCCUCCCGAAAUUCUACCAGGCUGCCCCCAGGAAAGUCUGGGGCCCGAUGGAGCGCCCCGUGUCCGAAGCCUGUUCCCCGCCCCUCUGUGCUCCCAGUCCUAGCUGGAGCCAGCCUCCCUCUGACUGCUGCCAACCCCAGUGGGCCUGCUGUUUGUUCUCAGAUAUGGCCCCCAGAGCACAUUUCCGGUAGUGCCCGGUGGUGAGAGGGCUGGGUGGGUCUUUCCCAGCAGGCAGAACAAUGGCCAUUCUGAGUGACCCUUGGAGUGGUUGUGUGGGUGUGUCCGAGGAGGUGCCUGGGUGGGGGGCCCUUAGGCAGCGGGAGGAAGAUGGAAGUUGCCUCCCAGGUAGCACCCGUUAAGGGGACUUAUGACCUGGUGAAACGGUGAGACCCUCCCCCCACUUUGUGCCCUGAUAUCCUGGUGGCUCCCUGCCGCUGUCCACCACUUCUUCUCCCUCACAGAAUCCUAGAAGCAUGGACAGCCAGAGCUCCCUGGCACCCGGGGGGUGGUCUGGGCCUCAGGCCCUACUUCAUAAUCCCAGCAGUGUCUCACAGCAUGAUUUGCCUUCCCCAGACCCCACGCUGCCAGGCCAGGUUCCCUGCAAUGCCCAGAGCUCCUGACAGGAUUCUCCCUUCCCACCAUCAGGGUCUCCGGACUGAUGAGCAGGGAGAGGGUGGGUUGUGGAGGAAGGUCAUCCCCCGUUCUGUGGACUAGAGCUGGGGAAGUGUGGGGCAGGAGGAGGGGGCUGUCUCUCACGGGGCAGUGCAAGCAUGCCCAUAGCUGGGGAGGGCGGGAACCUGCUGCUGGGUGGGAGGACCAGGUGCGGGGCUUUGUCACAGAGGGUUGGGAGGCCUCUGGGAUGGGGAAAGGGUGAGAGACGCUAGGAUGGGCUAGGGGACCCCAGAGCAGGCAUUCUCAAGAACCCAAGAUGGUGUCAGUUAGCUCAGGAGCCACAGGAAAACCAGGUGUCUCCCACCCUGGAAUCUUUGGUUUCUACUAAGCAGGGUUGGUGGUGAAUGGUUUCAUUUAUGAAGACUUUUCUCUUUCAAGGGGAAAAAAAAAACAGAGGGCAAAAGCCUGCUAAGUCCUGCUGGU
Enhydra lutris kenyoni (northern sea otter) is the source of this 3578-nucleotide messenger RNA. RefSeq names its product semaphorin 3G. Bases 42 to 2354 code for a protein of 770 amino acids. Gene Ontology annotation, biological process: semaphorin-plexin signaling pathway; negative regulation of axon extension involved in axon guidance; negative chemotaxis. Gene Ontology annotation, molecular function: semaphorin receptor binding; chemorepellent activity. The record is from RefSeq and is a predicted model, not a curated record. The transcript is spliced from 16 exons. Lineage: Eukaryota; Metazoa; Chordata; Mammalia; Carnivora; Mustelidae.